AUGGUACCCAUACCUUCACAUCCCGCAAUCUUGGUCGAAGCCGAGACCUUCGAUGAUUUUGGUGGCUGGACCAUGGACUCCCAGUUUGAUCUGGAGAUGGGCUCACCCUAUCUCCUGGCCCAUGGGAAUGGGGUGCCUGUUGCAGAUGCCACAACGGUCAUUCAUACUUCACCAGGUCUAUAUUAUGUGUGGGUGCGCGCCAAGGACUGGGUUCCAGGCCACCACCCUGGGAGGUUUAGUCUGAUGGUUAACGGCAAACCACUUGAUCGUGAGUUUGGUGCAAAUGACAAGGACUGGUCAUGGGAAUAUGGAGGCGCUGUGUCACUCGAAGACAAAACAAGACUCACAUUACACGACUUGACUGGGUUUUGCGCGCGCUGUGAUGCUAUCUUCCUCAGUCAGGAAGCUGACGCCCCUCCACCCGAGGCAGGACGAGCAUGGAGGCGAGCUCUUCGGGGGCUUCCUCGGGAACCAGUUGAGAUUGGCCAUUUUGACGUGGUUAUCGUUGGUGGUGGUAUCGUUGGGUCUGCCGCUGCGCUGGUAUCUGCGCGUUUAGGGGACCGCGUGGCGCUUCUCCAUAACCGACCUGUACUGGGCGGGAAUGGCAGUGUCGAGAUUGGUCUUCGACCUCGUGGUGUAACUGGACCUUUGAUUGACGAAAUAUCUCAACGACACCCGAAUGGAGACCUCUACGCCGAAAACCUGCUAAGAGCCGAACCAACCGCGAGUUUGUUCUUGGAGCACACUGUCUACAAUACUACAACUGACGCGAUUCAUAGUGGCGCGUUAAGCACUGUCGACAACCCGACUGUUAGCGGCUCGCGCAUCCUUUCCGUCGAUGCUCGUGAUGCGCGAACUGGGAGAGAGAUCCGCCUCGCUGCAACCUCGUUCAUUGAUUGCUCAGGAAAAUGCAUACUCGGUCUGUUGUCGGGAGCAGAAACUCUCUUCGGUCAAGAAUCAAAGUCUGAGUACGGCGAAAGCCUUGCACCGACAGUAGGCGAUGAUUACACACAUCAUGGCAAUACACUCUUCUUCCGCACAAGAAUGGCAGAUUCUCCCAUCUCAUUCCCAAAGCUUCCAUGGGCAACUGAGGUGGCAAAGGACUUCUCCAAUCUUAGUGGCCAGCUCGUAAAGCCUGGGAUCGAGAACGGCCCAGGCCCUGUUGUGGCGCCUUCAAAUGGCAACGCUGACAUUUCAGUGAGGGGCCGAAUGAAGGGACCAUUGACUCAUUUUUGGGAGUAUGGCCAGCGACUGGAUCCUUACACCCAUGGUGAACAUAUUCGCGACCAUCUCCUCAGGGCCAUCUACGGUACAUUUUCAAACGUUAAGACGGUUUCCAAGUACGCCAAUCUCGAGCUAGAAUGGGUGGCUUACGUCGCAGCUCAAGGGGAGUUUCGCCGAUAUAAGGGCGAUUAUAUACUUACUGAGACCGAUAUUCGCAGUCACAAACAGUUCCCUGACGCUGUAGUGAAGAACGACGGAGCCUUUUGUCUACACUACCCAGGAGACAAGGAUGCAAAAUAUGACUUUCGACUCAAGUACUGGGAGUGGGACGAACGUGACAAAAAGCCCUAUGAUGUGCCCUUCCGGUGCCUCUACUCAACGAACAUUUCAAACUUGAUGAUGGCGGGCAAACAUAUAAGCGUCACGCAUAUCGCCGGUUCGAACACGAAGUUUAUGGGCAAUGGGGCCCAGCAUGCUAUUGCGACCGCGGCAGCAGCCCAUCUGUGUAAGAGACACAAUACAACACCCCGUAAAAUGCAAGACUAUUUGCCCGAACUCAAGCAGUUGUGUAUCCAAAUGACCGGUCUAGGUGAUACAAAUACCAAGAACGGCGGGGUGAAAUCUAUAUCUAAGCUCUGA
Molecule: messenger RNA, 1863 nt
Organism: Aspergillus oryzae RIB40
Lineage: Eukaryota; Fungi; Ascomycota; Eurotiomycetes; Eurotiales; Aspergillaceae
Product: FAD-dependent oxidoreductase
Exons: 1
Coding region: 1-1863 (620 amino acids)
Source: RefSeq, a predicted model, not a curated record